Molecule: messenger RNA, 933 nt
Organism: Erythranthe guttata (spotted monkey flower)
Lineage: Eukaryota; Viridiplantae; Streptophyta; Magnoliopsida; Lamiales; Phrymaceae
Product: large ribosomal subunit protein eL13z
Biological process (GO): translation
Cellular component (GO): cytosolic large ribosomal subunit; ribosome
Molecular function (GO): structural constituent of ribosome; RNA binding
Source: RefSeq, a predicted model, not a curated record
GGUUUUAGAAAUAUAAAGCCGCGGACACUCAGUUCAGGGUGAAAUUUAGCAGAGCCAGAAGUAGACGUGCUCCAUCGUUUUGUUCUGCAUACAUCGCCGCCGCCGUAAACCAUGGUGAAGCACAACAAUGUUAUUCCCAGUGGUCACUUUAGGAAGCACUGGCAGAACUAUGUCAAAUGUUGGUUCAACCAACCUGCCCGCAAGACCAGGAGAAGAGCAGCAAGACAGAAGAAAGCUGUGAAGAUUUUCCCGAGGCCCACAGAUGGACGCCUUCGCCCAGUUGUCCAUUGUCAGACACUCAAGUACAACAUGAAGGUCAGAUCUGGAAAGGGAUUUUCUCUUGAGGAGCUCAAGGCUGCAGGCAUCCCAAAGAAAUUAGCCCCAACUGUUGGUAUCUCAGUCGACCAUCGACGCAGAAACCGUUCUUUGGAGGGUUUCCAAACAAAUGUUCAGAGGCUCAAGACAUACAAGGCCCAGCUUGUUGUCUUCCCAAGACGCAAUAACAAGUUUAAGGCUGGUGAUUCUACUCCAGAGCAAUUGGCAACAGCAACACAGGUGUCGGGACCUAUAUUGCCAAUUGUACACGAGAAGCCAUCUGUCGAGCUUGUGAAGGUCACAAGUGAGAUGAAGUCAUUCAAGGCUUAUGACAAGCUUCGUUUGGAGAGGACAAAUGCACGCCAUGUGGGCGUUAGGGCCAAGAGGGCUGCCGAGGCUGAGAAGGAAGAGAAGAAGUGAGUGUUUUCUCCAGUGUCUGUAUCUCGAAACUCUUGGAUUUGGGUUUUUGCGUUUUAUUUUGUUUUUGGGUCCUGAACUAAAUUAUCUGGAUUUUGUUGAGUUUUUAGUAUUAGCAGUUAUAUGUUAUUUCAGUGUACGAAUUUUCUGGGAUACAGAAAUAUUUCAACAUCUUCAUUUGGACUAUUUUGCUAAGCCCUU